AUGGCUUUCGUCGCUACCCUCGCUCGUCGAGCAGCCGCUCCGGCAACCAAGGAGCCAUUGAAGAAGGGCGCCAAACGGGACCCCGAGCUCUACAUUCUCGGCGCCGUCAUGUGCGGUGCCUUUGGUCUCGCAGGGUUCUACUUUGGCCGCAAGCCUACCUCCGCAACCUCGGAAGCUGACGUUUCGGUUGCCGAGAGCUCCAUGCCCUGGCAAGUCGCCCAUGGAGACGACGACGAAUCGAAACACUUCAAAUACCAAUACCACCCGAAGGGAGAUCGAAGCCAAACUCCUAAGAAUGCUCCCAGUGCAUUGAACACAGUUAUCGUCCCGAACGUCACGCUACCCAAGGCAGUACAUGACAAGUUGAACAAGUGGGGAAAGGAAGGCUAUUGA
Molecule: messenger RNA, 393 nt
Organism: Capronia epimyces CBS 606.96
Lineage: Eukaryota; Fungi; Ascomycota; Eurotiomycetes; Chaetothyriales; Herpotrichiellaceae
Exons: 3
Coding region: 1-393 (130 amino acids)
Source: RefSeq, a predicted model, not a curated record